GGCCUGAAAGCGAGAGGAAAUGUCGAAGACUGGCUUGGCAAGGUGGAAGAAGCGAUGUUUAUCAACCUACGCCGUCUCAUGAAAACGGCAAUUCAAGAGUUCGAAACAGUCAAUCGAGAGAUAUGGAUUCGAUCGCACGCAAGUCAGAUUGUACUAACGGUUGAGCAGAUGUUCUGGGCCCGCGAUAUCACACAGAUUCUUGGGGCGGAGCAAAGCAACAACAGGCUCAAGGGCUUGAGUAAAUAUGAACAAAAGUGUUUUGAGGAUCUCAACCGACUUGCAGUAAUGGUGCGUGGAGAUCUGCCAAAGCUGGUUCGCACACUCCUUUGCGCUCUCAUUACGAUUGAUGUUCAUUCGCGCGAUAUGGUCACUGACAUGGUGAAGGCAAAUGUCGACACGGUGAACAACUUCGAGUGGCAGCGUCAGUUACGGUAUUACUGGGACCUGGACAUUGACAAUUGCAUCGUCCGCAUGUCGAGUUCGCACUACGUAUACGGUUAUGAGUACCUGGGCGCCUCGCCGAGGCUCGUCAUCACUCCACUUACAGAUAGGUGUGAAGGAGUCAUCCCGAUUUUUAUAUAG
Protopolystoma xenopodis is the source of this 582-nucleotide messenger RNA. The record is from the annotation of a GenBank genome assembly. NCBI's taxonomy places the organism in Eukaryota, Metazoa, Platyhelminthes, Monogenea, Polystomatidea, Polystomatidae.